Messenger RNA from Habropoda laboriosa, 4071 nucleotides. RefSeq names its product mediator of RNA polymerase II transcription subunit 23 (gene MED23). NCBI's taxonomy places the organism in Eukaryota, Metazoa, Arthropoda, Insecta, Hymenoptera, Apidae. Gene Ontology annotation, biological process: positive regulation of gene expression; regulation of transcription by RNA polymerase II. The record is from RefSeq and is a predicted model, not a curated record. The transcript is spliced from 11 exons. Bases 1 to 4071 code for a protein of 1356 amino acids. Gene Ontology annotation, cellular component: transcription regulator complex; mediator complex.
AUGACUAGUGAAACUCAAAUCACUAAUAUUGUAAACGAUAUUUUAAAAGUAGAAGCUAUAGAAGAAGCAUUUAGCUGUGUUUUGGUACAUCAUCCAAACAGUGAGAGUGAAAAAAUAUCAGCAUGGCAAUCAGAAUUAACAUCUGCUAUGUCAAAUUUGUCCAAAGAACAACAAGAAAAUGCAGUAAGGCAAUUUCUAUCCAUGGCAGCAGCAAUGACUAAUCAUAAAAGAUUACAGUUGUUAUUGUCAUUACUUGAACAUUUAGUCACAACUAAUGUUUUACCAGCAAGACUUGUGUGUGAAUGUAUAUUGAGUUGUGACAAACUCCAAUAUCAGUUAGAAGAUUUCUGGGUUGAAUGUUUUGUUCUUAUUCGACAUAUUAUUGGAGGAGUUGAUUAUAAGGGAGUAAGAGAAAUAAUGAAAGGGUGCAAAGAGAAAGCACAGACAAUACCAGCAAGAUUAGAUGCAUCUAUUCAACCACAAUUAAAAGCUUUAGAAAAUGUAAUUGAGUACAUUUUUGAUAGAAAUGCUUGUUUAUUGCCAGGAUAUUUUAUUGUAAACGAAAUUCAAAAGGCUUUUCCUGAUGGUAAAAAUUGGCCACAUUGGAAACUAGCAAAAUUACUUUCGAACUUCGUCGAGAGUUUCCGCAAUACGGCACAAAUGGUAUCUAUAGUUGGACAUUCAAAAAUGUUACCAGUAGUAGAACAUACUGGAUAUGCAGAUUUAAUUAAUCCUUGGGUACUUGAUACAACAACAUUGAAAUUUUCACUCAAAGGAAAUUUGCCUUAUGAUGAAGAUUUACUUAAACCUCAAACUGGAUUACUCAGAUAUGUUUUAGAACAACCUUAUAGCAGGGACAUGGUUUGUUCAAUGCUUGGUUUACAAAAACAGCAAAAACAGCGAUGUAUAGCUUUAGAAGAGCAAUUAGUGGAACUAGUAAUUCUUGCUAUGGAACGCGCGGAAAAUGAAACUUUACCAGCAGAGGGGACUGAUGGAACUGUUGCAAAUCAUUAUGUGUGGUUGCACCUUUCAUCACAGCUUAUAUAUUUUGUACUUUUUUCGUAUGCCGGGUUUCCUAGUAUCGUAAUGGCAAUACACGAUAAAUUGGCAGGAAGGGAUUUGAGGAAAGGAAGAGAUCACUUAAUGUGGGUGUUGUUGCAAUUUAUUUCCGGAAGUAUUCAAAGGAACCCACUAUCAAACUUUUUGCCAGUAUUAAAAUUAUACGACCUUCUUUAUCCGGAAAAAGAACCAUUACCUGUUCCGGAUUAUACUCAAGCACUGUGCACUCAUCAAAUGGCUAUUACAUGUAUAUGGAUACAUCUGUUGAAGAAAGCUCAAUCUGAACAUUCAAAUAUUCAUAGACCAAUACCACAUACUUUGAAACUUCACCACGAAUUUUUGCAACACUUGGUUAUGCCUAAUACUUCUCUUUGUAUGGGAUCAGACUAUCGAAUUGCCUUAUUAUGCAAUGCCUAUUCUACAAAUCAGGAAUAUUUUAGUAGACCAAUGGCAGCAUUAGUGGACACCAUACUUGGUACUCAAAAAGGUCAGCAACAACAACUGAUGCAGACAUUACAGAAUAAUGCAGCUCUCGCGAGUGGACCAACCACGCCAUUAUCGAUGUCGAUUUUGGACUCGUUAACUGUUCACUCCAAAAUGAGUCUAAUCCACAGCAUUGUUACCCAUGUUAUCAAAUUGGCACAGUCUAAGAGUAAUAUGGCAUUAGCACCGGCACUAGUUGAAACGUAUAGUCGACUACUAGUGUACACGGAGAUUGAAAGUCUUGGUGUUAAAGGAUUCAUUAGUCAGUUACUUCCGCAAGUUUUCAAGUCUCACGCAUGGGGAACGUUAUAUACACUUUUAGAAAUGUUCAGCUACAGAAUGCAUCAUAUACAGCCACAUUAUAGAGUCCAACUUUUGUCUCAUUUACAUAGCCUCGCAGCGGUACCACAGACUAAUCAAACGCAGCUUCACCUUUGCGUGGAAAGUACUGCCCUCCGCUUAAUCACUGGUUUAGGAUCUGCCGAAGUGCAACCACAAUUAUCUAGAUUUUUAUCUGAACCCAAAACUCUUGUAUCAGCUGAAUCUGAGGAAUUAAACAGAGCUUUAGUACUAACGUUAGCACGCUCUAUGCAUGUUACUGGAACAGGAUCAGAUAGUCACAGUGGCACAUGGUGCAAGGAAUUGUUGAAUACAAUUAUGCAAAAUACACCACAUUCCUGGGCCAAUCAUACUCUCGAGUGUUUCCCUCCAGUACUCAGCGAAUUUUUUCAACAAAACAGCGUUCCAAAAGAGAACAAACAACAGAUUAAAAAAGCGGUGGAGGAGGAGUAUCGAAAUUGGGCCUCUAUGAGUAAUGAAAAUGACAUAAUAGCACAUUUUUCUGUACCUGGUACCCCGCCUCUGUUUUUAUGCCUUUUGUGGAAGAUUAUUUUUGAAACUGAUCGAAUUAGUCCGAUUGCGUAUAAAAUCCUAGAGAGAAUUGGUGCUCGAGCUCUGUCGGCUCAUCUUCGAAAAUUCUGUGAUUAUCUUGUGUUCGAAUUUGCUAACAGCGUGGGUGGUGGGCAGCAUGUGAACAAGUGUGUAGAUACGAUUAACGAUAUGAUAUGGAAAUACAAUAUUGUAACUAUUGAUAGACUAAUUCUUUGCUUGGUACUGAGAACUCAUGAAGGAAGUGACGCUCAAGUAUGCUUUUUCAUCAUUCAACUAUUGUUACUUAAGGCUAUUGAAUUUAGAAAUAGAGUCCAAGAAUUUGUCAAGGAAAAUUCUCCAGAACAUUGGAAACAAUCAAAUUGGCAUGAAAAGCAUCUUGCAUUUCAUAGAAAGUUUCCAGAGAAGUUUGCUCCAGAAGGUAUUAUGGAGCAAACAAGUGGAGGACCUAGUCAAUAUCAAAGUUUACCUGUUUACUUUGGAAACGUGUGCUUACGAUUUUUACCGGUCUUUGAUAUCGUUGUACAUAGAUAUUUGGAAAUUCCAGCUGUAUCGAAAAGUUUAGAAACGCUAUUAGAACAUUUGGGAUGUUUAUAUAAAUUUCAUGAUCGACCUGUAACAUAUCUUUAUAAUACGUUACAUUAUUAUGAACAUAAAUUAAGAGACAGGCCACCUUUAAAACGACGUUUAGUAUCAGCUGUUUUGGGUUCUUUAAGAGAAAUUAGAGCACCUGGAUGGGCACUCUCAGAAGCUUAUCAGAUGUAUAUGACUCGAUCUGUCGAUGAUGUAGUCACGUGGAUGCCUGAAUUAGAUUAUUAUAUUCGUUUAGUACAAAGAAUUGUCGAAACAAUGUCAGGCACUGCUCACUUUCCCGCUACUGAUUGGAGAUUUAACGAAUUUCCUAAUCCUGCAGCACAUGCAUUAUAUGUUACAUGUGUAGAACUUAUGGCUGUUCCUGUUGCUCCCAAUAUAGUUGCCAACUUAUUAUUAGAUGUAGUUGCAAAAGGGUAUACAGUGAUACCAUCAGAUGAGAUUCAUUUGUGGAUAAAUUGUGUGGGUUUACUGUUGGCUGCUUUACCAGAGUGUUAUUGGUUGGCUCUUCAUGAUCGAUUAGUAGAAACUAUUAGCAGUCCAGGAUUAGCUAAUUGGCAGUAUAGUAAUUUAACCCCAUUCCAAAUAUUCAAUUUUAAUAACACUCAUAAUAGUUUAUUGGAAAAUAAAUAUAGUUAUAUGUUGGCACUGGCACAUUCCGUAUGGCAUCAUGCUGGUGUUGGACAAAUAACUACUAUGCCUCAGUUUAUUAAAGAGAAGCUUCAACCGGUUGUAAAUAGCGAAGAACAGUUAAUAUAUGCCUGUCAUUUAAUUGGACCCACUUUAGCAAGAUUUAAUGCCGAAAGGCCGCAUUGUGUAGUAGAUCUAGCAGUUCGUUUAUACGAAAUGCUUGAACAAGUCGAUCGCCUUCAGACCCAUUUAAAAUACAUGGAUCCAGUUUGUGAUUUGCUGUAUCACAUUAAAUACAUGUUUGUUGGUGAUAUGAUGAAAAACGAAGUGGAAUGCAUUAUACGAAGAUUAAGGCCAGCGUUGCAAAUGCGGUUACGAUUUAUUGCUCAUAUAAAUAUAGACGAAAUUCAGUCUUCCUGA